GCAUUCGCGCCGCCACCUCAGGUCGCGGCCGUGGCCGCCGAUGCUGUCGAAGAGGAACCUCAGUCUUCUGCUGCUCCCGUUUGCAGGCGUGCCGCUGUUUCAAUGGGCGCGCUCAAUGCCGCAGGCGGAUCUGCACGACAAUUCUCCGCAUGCACCAGAUGCAGCUACUCUGGCACUCAUCGCUGCUCGCACACGCGCCACAAACGCAGCAGCUGGUCGUGCGGACGUGGCAAAGGUCAAAGCCGGAGGCGUCAGUGGUGGUGCCAGCAGCAGCAGUGUCGGCAGCAGUGGCGGCGGCAGCAGCGGUCGCAACAUCUCCGGCGUGGCAGUGCAAGGGUGUCCCGCAUCGCGCAAGCCGUUCCACGUGGUGCUGACCGCCACGGCGGACAACUACCAGUCAUGGCAGUGCCGCAUCAUGUAUCACCACUGGCAGCGCGUGCGGGACUCAGACCCGGCGGGCCGCUGCACCGAGCUGACCGGCUUCACGCGGCUGGUCGCGUCGCCAGGCGGCCGUCCGGACGGGCUCGAGGCGGAGAUACCGUCGCAUUUCACGCCCGAGUACGAGCCGGCCGACAUCUCUCGCUUCCACGGCUACCGCGUCAUCAACCGGCCCCGCAGCGUCACUUACUUCCUCAAGUCGGCCCGGUACGCCGCGCUGCAGGAAGAGUACCUCCUCGUCGCAGAGACGGACCACGACCACGUGCUGCUGCAGCCCAUCCCGAACCGCGCCGAGCGCGGCUCGCCGAUGGCGUACCUCUUCGGCUACAUGGGCCCCAACCCGACCCACGCGCCCUUCAUCAAGCGGGUCUGGCCGGCGGGCGGCGAGGCGGGCUACAAGCAGGUGCAGUCGAUCGGCCCGUCGCCCGUGCUCAUCCACAGGGCCGACCUCGAGGAGGUGGCAGGGCCGUGGAGCGAGACGGCGGUCAAGCUCAAGACGGACCCGCAGGCACGCACGCCACACCCUCGGCUGUGCGGUCGAGGUUGGGAGGAGCUGGUCGGGAUGGCUGACAGCAUUGAUGAUGCCUCAGGCCUCAGCGGCGGGGAUGCCUCAGGCCUCAGCAUUGAUGAUGCCUCUCAGGCCGACCGCACCCUCGGUUGGGUGAUCGAGAUGUGGGGCUACUCGAUCGCCUCCGCCUCCAUCGGGCUUCGCCACCAG
Messenger RNA from Emiliania huxleyi CCMP1516, 1156 nucleotides. RefSeq lists its product as hypothetical. The annotation marks the transcript as partial. Gene Ontology annotation, molecular function: glycosyltransferase activity. The record is from RefSeq and is a predicted model, not a curated record. Lineage: Eukaryota; Haptophyta; Isochrysidales; Noelaerhabdaceae. The transcript has 4 exons.